AUGAUCAGACGCCCCCCGACCGCCAUCCUGCUGAGCCCCGAUGAGCUCCAAGCAGACCUCCACCGGAUCCAUCUGACUUUCUACUUCACCCGCCUGCGCCUGGACGAAUCCAGCCAAAGCGGCCAAGACGAGGAUGGCCAACACGAAGAAGACAGCACGCUGAUCGACCCAUUUGAUCCGUCCUCCAUCGACUCGUGUGCAUCUGCAGCGAGUACGAUAUCCGAUGCGGAAACGGAUACUCAUGGAGACGUUGGACACACCGCCGAUUGGAUGGGACAUUCAGUCAACAUCGACAUCAACAGAGUCCAGAAGACCGUAACCUGGAAAGAUAUUCGCGACGCUACUACUGCCUCAGCGUGUAAGCCGAUCCCGAAUAAGACUCCAAUCAACACCAACACCAACCAGGCUCCCAGAUCCAUGGUUCGAGUGUCUCGAUCGGUUGAUUCGCUCCGUCGAAAGUUCACGUCCUCCACACCGUCCCUGCAGACCACACUGGGCGCUCACAAUGGCAAUCCCGCCGCGGCAACAGGUCCGUCUCUCGCCGAUGCGUCACUCACCACUGUCUCUGGCGAGUUCUUCGUUAUUGACACAGGACGUAGAACCAGAGACAACAACUCGCCCAAACCCAAAUCCCGCCACAGACGGUCCGCAGGAUGUGCUCCGACGUCAGAGACCCAGGCGCUGACCUCCGGGACCCCGCCGAGCCCGCCAGUCGAGCACAGUAGUGUCCCACUCCGGGCCCUAAGCUUGACUAGCGGCCACGCGGUCUGA
Molecule: messenger RNA, 771 nt
Organism: Penicillium lagena
Lineage: Eukaryota; Fungi; Ascomycota; Eurotiomycetes; Eurotiales; Aspergillaceae
Exons: 1
Coding region: 1-771 (256 amino acids)
Source: RefSeq, a predicted model, not a curated record